UCGAUUAAUGUAAUGAAAACAACCGUCCGUCCUUUGGUCCGAAACUUUGUCCAGAGCAUAACUCCAAAUCGAUUCUAUCGAUUUACUUGAAACUUAGAAUAUAAACAGAGGGCAACCAGGAGAAGUGCAGUGACCAAGAACCGUAACUCUACCUACCUUAGUUUUUGAAUUAUCUCCCCUUUCAUAUAAUUUCAUAGUACAUUUUUGUCCAGAGCAUAACUCUAAAUCUACUGAAGGGAUUUACUUGAAACUUAAAAUAUCAACAGAUGGCAACUAGAAGAGGUGUAGUGACCAAGAACCAUAACGUUAUCUACCUUAGUUUUUGAAUUAUCUCCCCUUUUAUAUAAUUUCAAAGUAAAUUAAUGUCCGGAGCAUAACUCUAAAUCUACUGAAGGGAUUUACUUGAAACUUUAAAUAUAAACAGAUGGCAUGUAAGAGAAGUGCAGUGACUAAGAACCAUAACUCUAUUUAGCUUAGAUUUUUUAAUUAUCUCCCUUUAUUUAAUUUCAAAGUCAAUUUUUGUCCGGAUCAUAACUCUAAAUCUACUGAAGAGAUUUUCUUGAAACCAGAAAUAUAAACAGAUGGCAACUAGGAGAAGUGCAGUGAACAUGAACCAAAACUUUUUCGGUUGUAGUUUUUUAAUUAUAUACCUGUAUUUACUUAUUUGACUUUUUAGAUAUAUUUCUUAUCUUUUAUUUUAAAUUAUCUUUAAUUUAAUUUCAUAGUAAAUAUUUGGCUUUCCAAUUUUAAUAUCUCCCUUUAUCUAAUUUUACAAUAAUAUUUUGAUUUGAACACUGAAGUAUUCACUGUAAAAUGAAUAGAUGAGUUUAAGGAAAAAUACAGUGAUCAAGAACAGUACCUGUUUAUAGUCCUCUUUUAAAUUAACUCCCUUUCUUUCAUUUCCAUAUAUUUAUUUUUCUACAGCAUAACUCCAACACUAUGUAAUUAAUUGAUCCUUGAAAUAUAAAUAGAUGACACAGGUGCCAUUUUUUACAAAUAUUAUUCUACUCUCUUUAACAAAUGUUUUCAUACAAGCAUACACCUUUCGGCGGGGAUUUUGCACUACUAUGACAAGCUCUUGUUAUAUAUUUUUUUAAUUAACAUGUCCAAUCAACUGUUAUAAUGCUAAGCUACAGUGUGACCGUGAGCUACGAGAUUAAGACGACCUGUGGAACCAAAUAGGAAAUCCCCGUGGACAAUGCAGGCAUGGACUGUUCCAUUGUGCAAUGCAUGGAGAAUUCUGUCGAUUCUGAGGAAUCUGUCAAGAUGAGCUGCCCAUCCUGUCCAGACAGGGAUAUCUCUAUUGCUGAAAUGACUGAACUAGUCUGUGAGCGGAACAUUUCAUCAGUGCUCAAGGCAGUCGUAGGCAGAGAGGGAAUAUAUCCUAUUAAAAUCAUGGCAGACUUGAGGCCCAAGAAAAAGAUAAUUCUGGAUUCGUUUGUUAAGUACCAACUUGGAUCAGACUGUUCAUGUCCUAUUCUGCAAAUGAAAGAAAGCAAUGCACUGAUUUUCCGUGAAAAAGGUUACAAUAAAGAGGAUAUCGAUUUCUCGGCUCAAGAUACAGUACUUCCUUUCUCGGAGAAAUUGGAAAAUAACGUUCGAAACCUGGCAUCAAGGGAACACCUGUGUGCAAAGCUAGAUCGGUUAAGACGUUCCAAGUCUUCAGAAAGUGACCGAAUGAUGAAACAACUUCUUCGUAAAGUUGGCAUUCUGCCGUAAAUAGUUUUCAUCUUGCUUCGUAAACAAACGCUAAUAUGCUGGCGUUAUAGUAUGACAUAAAAAAUGUCAUAUUGCUUUCGUUUUAGGAAUAUAUUCAUUUUCUAGAUUCGUCAGGACCCAAAAAGGACAUACUUCAUUGAAAUACUCCCUAUAUACCUAAAUGUCGCCAUUCCCUUUUGCGCAAAGUGGUAUAUGUCAGCGAGUGGUGACACUGUUCGUUAUCACACAUUCAGCGCUGUUUUCAAAUGCAUUAAUCAUGGGCGAGGUUGGAAUUUAUUGUGAUAUCAGGACAGUUGAUAGACUUGUCUGGCGUAUUCAUGUAUGCGCAUAUAAUAUCAAAAUACUCUGUCUGCUUACAGUUAAUGAUUUCGCUAUGCAAGCUUUUUUUCAUGGUGUAUUUAAGUCUUAAUUGUAUUUUCUCUUUUCAUUACUAUUCAUGGGUUCCUUGUCUUUGAAUUCCAUUAUUUUGCAUUACUUCAUUUGAAUCAACUAUCACAAUUGUAUGUUUAAUCAAUCCAUUAUGUAUUUUAUAUGUGUAUACACAAUUAUAAAGACCCAUACAUGUAUGCCAUCUAUUGCUUAUAUACACUAUACUUAAAGUUAUAACAUAUAAACUGGAAUUAUGCAAAUGACAAAAGAUGUUCAUAUAAUUUAUAACUGUAAAGACUUUUAUAGAGUUUCCAUAGUUCCAAGUUGGACAUGUGUUAAAACAAAUACAAAUAAUGGACAAAACAACACGAAUGUAAUGAACAUCGAA
Messenger RNA from Dreissena polymorpha, 2476 nucleotides. RefSeq names its product ovostatin-like. Bases 1207 to 1719 code for a protein of 170 amino acids. The transcript has 4 exons. NCBI's taxonomy places the organism in Eukaryota, Metazoa, Mollusca, Bivalvia, Myida, Dreissenidae. The record is from RefSeq and is a predicted model, not a curated record. Gene Ontology annotation, cellular component: extracellular region.